Lymnaea stagnalis (great pond snail) is the source of this 7215-nucleotide messenger RNA. The record is from the annotation of a GenBank genome assembly. NCBI's taxonomy places the organism in Eukaryota, Metazoa, Mollusca, Gastropoda, Lymnaeidae.
UUACCACUAUCAUGACUAACCAAAAUACUUCUUUUGAUCCUUUACUUGCGAAUCAACACAAGGCAAGAAAUUUUACUGUUGAUACAACUCUUUUUAAAAAAACGUCUCUCCAAUAAAUUCUUUCAUUUUCAAACUGUUGAUCAAGGGUCUGCAUUUUUAAAAAUGUGUUGCAUAAAUUGUCAGUGCAGGUGUGUGCUCAUUUGAUUGUUCAUGGUCUGAAAUUCUGUUUAUUUUGGGCCAACCAGACUCAAAUCUCUUCAUUCUUUUUAUGAGCUGUUAUAUUUAAUCUUUUAAGAAUUAAAAUAUCAAGUGAAUAAAUCACUACAUAAAAAACACUACUAAAUAAAUGCAACAUUCUCUGAAUGCUUACACAUAUUCAUUAAUUUCUUUUAGUAUCCCAUACAACAAUGAAACAAAGACAGAGAGCGUUUCAUUAUUUAUAAAAAAAAAUUUGAUAACUGAAGUACGAACACUGAUGAUCAGUGUGAACAAGUUAAAUACGCAAAUAUUAAUAGAAUGAAAAACAAACUAUGUGGUUAUCGUGGUGUUAACUUCUCUCAUAGUAGCAACCUCUGUGUGCGAAUCAGAGAGUCCAAUAGUUUUUUUUUUAAACAUAACAAUAUAAGAACAAUUCAGGAUCUGGCUCAUUACUUUUAAAAUUUUUUUUUUUAAAGUUCCGUAUAUAAGCCAAUGAAUUUUUACUUUUCUUUUGCUUGUUAAACUUGAAGGAAAAACACCAGGGAAGUAAUAUUUCCGAAUUGAAAUAAACAAAUGGCCUAAUUAUUUCUUUCCUUCCUUAAAAAAAACAACCUUGCGUACAAUUAUAAUUAAUAUAAAAAGAGAAACAAUCAAUAGCUCAUGCCGUUAUGACUUAGUAGACCUGCUGUUUUCAAAAUUUAAAGUUGGUUAAAUCCGACCCUGGUCUAAUGGCAAGUUUUCCAUGUUUGAAAUAAGUUACCAAGAUAUAAAAUACUCCUGUGUACAAGCGGGGGGGAGGGGGGGGGACGGAAAUGAGGAGGGUAACCCCUAUGUACCUAAAUCAAAGGGAUCAUAAAACGUAAUUCCAGCAAAACAUAUUUAUUUUUCAGUCUUUUUUCAGGUGCAGAUAUUACUUGGUAAUAAUAAUAAUAAUAAUAAAGUUCAUUUCAAAAACACGCUUCAUCCCCAAAGGCUCGAAGCGCGGUACAAAGUCAACGAAAUACAAAUCUAUAAUUUACCACAUUUAAAACAAACGCAACACUCCAAAAACUAAUUACUAGCAUACAAUUGCAAAGUCUUUCUAGCCAUUUCAACCCCAAGCAACACAGCCAUUAUGCAUUAACUGGAAAAUAGGAGGCAAGACAAGCAACUUGUCCUGGUACCACUACUUAUUUAGUUUGGUGUCUUUUUCAGAUGGCGUCUUUUUCAAACAAAGUAAGAUAAUAAUUUUCUUUUAACAUGAAAUGGGCUUCUUCAUACAACUUUGACCCUUAAAUAAAUGUAAAAAAAAAUAUAUUACGUCUCAUUGUAACAUAUGCAUGGUGGGAGUUUCCUGGUUAUGCCAUUCAAAUCUUUGAUGCCAACCUUUGAAGUAAGCGCAACGGUCCACGGUCCACAGCGAUUCAAAAUAAUUUUGCCAAGCAGAGUCUACUGGUCAUGGUGGCACUGGUCAUUAUAGCUUAUUACACCUGUAUAGUGAAUGGGUCAGACAUUUGCUACUGAGUAGAACUGGCUUCAAUUUCUUCAACCAGUUAUAGUAAUUAUGGCUUGCCAGCAGGCUUCAAUUCAGUGUAUCUCAACCUUUGUUGAUGAAAGAUGUUCUCUCCAACUCUGCUUCCCCCUUAAAGCUUUAAUAUAUUCCUAUCACUCAAAGCACAUAGUUUUCUCUCCCUUCCCCAACCCCUCAAUAAAUAAUCUUCAAAUAUUCUCUGGUGGGCCAUAUGCCCCACAUAGGAAAAAAGCUUGUGUAACCCAAAGAGAAUAUCUAUAAUUGUGAUACAUUAUGUGUCACUGCAUUAUUAUAAAAUUAUAGUUCAUUAUAUUUAUUAUAAAAAUAGUGUAAUGAAUUACCCAGAAUUUGUCAUUAGGUGUCGAUAUAUAGAUAUUUCGAGGAUAAAUACAGAUUAAUUAAUGGCACGCCGAUUUUAUUGGCAUUGGCCUAUUACCCAUGGCCAGUUAAUCAUAAUCUGCCAGUUAGCUAAUCGGCGCAACCAUACAUUGUCUGGGACUUUAUUUUUGUUUUUUGACUUAUGUGGAUUGUUAUGUGAUUGUUGAGGUUGAUCAUUAGGGCCUAAAAGUUUUUAUUUUAAAACAGUUGACACCAGAUGCCAUGUCUAUUUUUCAUCUAGACUUUCAUAACUUGAUAAGAAGAUGUAAUCAACAUCACAUGGCUUCUCAUGAUUAAGUUUGAUACAUUCAGUAUUCCAGGAUCCAACACAAGAAUUUAUUAAAGAUUACUGAUAUGUAAGGAAAUAAUAAGCAGUUGCUAGAGCCCAAUGUUUCCUUCCUCACAUAGGCCUAAGCAAAAUUUGAGAUGAACAUGGAUACUUUUUGUAUACCUCAGAUAUUGCUGCAAGACCCGCCAGUGACCUGCCGUAGCCCUUUCCCUUGUUUAGUCUAUCUUAUUGGGUCUUUGCAUACUGUGCACCAUAAUUAAAGACACUAAUUAGAUAUUUCAAUAUGAUAGAUUCAGCUAUAGUCUGAAGACCAUGGAGUGUUGUUUUAAUCAAAAGGAUGGAAAUUGAAUGUUUCAUAUUUAUUGUGCAUACAGUAUCAUACAUAUUAAUACAAGAAGAGUAAAGCCCCCAGAAACUCCAAUAUUCCAAGGGCUCAUCUCUCCCUACCGAAUCACUUUCUUUAUUAAAUUUAAAUGCAUUACCUUUGAUUUUUUAAGUACCAUUUUGACCCCAAAUUUCACAUAUUAUAUGCUAUAGUAUAUGGUAAAUGGUGUUUAGUUAUCCAGUUGGAAACAUGCGGACCACAUCCACCUCCCCUGAAACAUUUCAUGCAGCCCACAAGACCUUCCGAGAACUGGAUUAAUGUUUUAUUUCAUAAAUGAACACAUUGUGAAUGAGGAUCUGUAAAGGCUUUGAAAAUUAAAUAAAGUGCAAAACUGUUAAUACUGGUAGUAAUAAACUUCCUCACAAAUUUAAAAAUUAUUCCACUACCUAUUAGCGAACUGAACCCGAAAUUAAAAUGUGAAGCUUAUCUACGGCGAAGCAAUGUAUUUAAAAAACAAAAAUGAUGCAGCUAAAGAUCAAAUUUUAAAGAAGUGUUUUUUUUUCCACUUGAUCAUAACUAGGGAUUUACAAUCAAAACCAUUUUCAAUUAUAACCUGUUAAAAAAUAUCCUAUCUGUCAUAAUUUCAGUUUGUUGUGAUGGCCCCAACUCAUGUCCUGGUCCUCUUUAUGCUGCUGGUAGCACACAGUACCGACAAAUGCAGUGGUAUGCCAUUGAACUGUGGAGCUGGGCAAUUCCUGAAUAAAACGCAAGGGGCCAAUCCUUUCUGUCAAGAAUGCCCCAUCAACUCUUAUAUGGAUGACUACAACCAUACAAUGGAAUCCUGCAAGACAUGCAGAAAUUAUACUGUGCGGGGUGAUCAGGUUGUGGAGGUAGUGCCAUGCAAUAACAAAUCUAGGACCAAAAUCCUGCGAUGUGCAGAUGGUUUUUACUUAGAGGACUUUUUAAAUGAUUAUGGUUGCAAGCCUUGUGAUUUGGACGCUCCUGACUGUUAUAGUUCUGUGACUGAAAUUGACACGACUGUUGAUCCAAUGGAGACUUUAGAUCCAAUGGAUUCAUUGCCUGUAAAACUUGACUCUACUAGCAUCACUCUAACAAGCUCAACAUUAAAAAAAGACGACUCUUGUAUGGCAAGUGGCUGUUCAUUUAAUGAAUUUGUGAAAAUGAACUGCACCCGGGCAGGAAGUGUAGACGAGACAAUCCUUGGUGUCUUAUGCCAGCCUUGUCCAAGUGGUACACACAUGAACAAGACCAAUCACACUGAAACAUCAUGCGUGUCUAAUGCAUUAUCAUAUGAUGACACUGAAGGAAAGAACACUUUAAUUUUGGCAUUAUGCAUUGCAGGUUGUGCUUUUCUUUUAUUGGCAUUAAUUUUUUUAUUUUUUUAUUUCCGCAAAAAAAAGCAACAAUAUGAUCCGGUCUCAAUACAUGUAUAAUAACAACUAAAAUUUAAAUGACACCAUCAUGAAAUUUAGAGUUCUAUGGGUAUUGUUUAAUUUAAUGAAAUGUUAUUGUUUUAGUAUAAAUUAGAUUACAUAAACUAAAUAAGCCCCAAAAUUUGUGUUUAGUCUCUAAAGUUCUUUGUGAACAAGAUAAGAAUGCUAUUUGCCUUGAGUGUUUUAAAUAAUAAUCUGGAGGAAAUGUGUAGUUUUUUUUCCAGAUGUAAAAGAAAUUUCCUUUGAUACCAGUAUGUUUGAAAUAUAUGGGAAUGAUGUUAUGUUAUGACCAGUUAGCAUUUAAUUUUUUUAUCCAAUUUUUCUUCAGUCAUGGGUUGUACUAAUGUAAACAUGAACUGUCACGUGGAUUCACCCAUACAGCCUAUGCUAUUUUUGUUUGCUCUGUCAUUUUACUCUUAUUUUGUUUUUAUUUUUCUGCUGUAUAUUUAAAGACUUUAUUUCUGCUCACUAAUCCUUCCACAAAGACUUUCUUUUCCAUAAUUCAUUAACAAAUUUUAAAAAUUAUUUUCUACUUUUAUAUUUAGUGCAUUUAAAUUUAUCUUUCAGAAAAAUUAAGUUUAAAAAAAAAAUUUGUUUGCUAAUUGUAUAUUCUUUAUUAUGAUUUUCAAGGCAUAAUUUAAAUAUUAUCAUAUUAUGAUAUGAAUAUAUGAAAUGUUUUGACUGCUGAAAGGGGUUCAGGGGCAGAACUCAAAGUAAUUCCUUUGGUCGUCCUUACAGCUUUACUUGAGACUUAAUGAUCUGUGUCUCUCAACUUACCUUCUUGUAUUCUUGUAUUUCCUCUGGUCAUCAAGGCUUUUUGGAGUUUUUUUCCUACAUGAAAUAGCAAAACAUUGACUUGUUUCGUAAUUGUUUAUCUGUUUAUUAAUACUUUUUAAAAAAUGAUAUCUGUCAUGCAGCCUCUUGUUACAUUUAUUUUUUGUAUCAAUGUGAUAAAUAUUUGCUGUAUUUAUUUUAACUAGUAACUCUUUUUUUUAAAAAUGCAGUCCAACAUGCACAUUUUGAAUUGGAAAAGUAAAAUUUUGUCUUAAAAUGGCACAAAUUGUCUACAGGAAGGACCCCAAAAAAAAAACCUUGGUGUUUUAAUUUAAUUUUUUUUGUAUUGGACUGUAAUCUCACUGUUAGACUAACACUUUUAUUUUUUGCUCAAUUAAAAAACCAGCUCAUUUCUUACGGGAUAGCAUAAUGUAUUUACUUUUUUUUUUUUUUAAAUGCAUUUAUUAUUAUGCAGGUGAUACUUUAAAUUUUGUAAGAAGCACGAUCCCCGAAAUAUUUAUGAUGGCUGAAAGUAUUUCUGCAUGUCUUUGUCAAGCCGUGUCAGGUGUCAUAACACUUGCCAUUCAUGAGAUUCAUAAAGUUAUGCCUUUUAAAUUCACGGCAGCUAAUAACUAUAGUACGGUCAUCCCUCGCCACUUCGGGCUGCAACUUUCGCUGCUUCACGAUGUCAUAUUCCCCCCCCUCAAAUAUGGCAUAUAUUUAUAAAAAUAAGUUGAUUGAGAUAGUGACAAUGAUACAGCUCGAUAGUGACAAUGAUACAGCUUGUGCUUAAGACCGUAUUUAGGGGGUCGUGAACAGGUUUUCUAUGCUCUAGCUACAAAAACCCUUGAUUUAUAAAUAAAGAAUUUUACUUCGCCGAAAUUUACAGCUCGGUAGAGUCUAACCGAUUAACGGUAAGGGACGACUGUAUUACCUGUUAUAAGAUUUAAUAUGCAAUUUCCUGUGGCAGACAUUCGACAGUUAUUGCUAUUGCAAUUGUUUAUGCACAUGGGGUAGAAGCAGAUGAGAAAGAAUGGUUGGUUUUAUCUAAAUUAAUGUCAUCCAUUUCAGAUCUGUCUGAGGCUAGUGCCUUUUAACAAUUGUUACCAUUAGUGUAUAAUCUAUAAGUAUAAAAACACAUGAGCAUUUUUUAUGUUACAUUUGUUCAAAAACUAAACUGCAAGGGCUUUGGGCAUUACCUGACUUGGACUUGUCUUAAUAAGUCACAAAGGGCAUGUUUGGUUUUUUGGCUAGGGCUUUAAGAGGGGAGACAGGGAGAUUUUUUUGACGGUUGUGACUAGAUUUUCAUUUUUUUGGUCCGAGGUACUAAAUAAUUGAGAGCUCUUUCAGACAUUGUGGUCUUUUUAUGUAUAUAAAAAUAUAAAUUUGUUCAUCCGAAAUGAGAAAUGACUUCCGAUAUUGUCCUGCAAUACUCUUUGUUGUGUCUGUUUAUAUUAAACUGAAAUGUAAUUGAACAUUUUUACGUGUGUCUUUCUUGAUUUUAGAUAUAUUCGUAAAAUCAAUAUCAAAAUACUGUAUUAAUAAUGUGCAUUGGAUUUAACUUUUUAUGCUACAUUACAUAGCAAUCGAAUCAACACCUGAUGUCAGGACUGUUAACAUUCCAUCUUAACAACAUCAUAACAUAAUUUUCCUUUGCAGAGAAACCCCUACCAGACACACACUGUUUGUAUAUUAUUCCAAAUUUGUUUCAUUCCAAUAGUGACCAAAGAAGUGCUUAAAUUAUCCUGUAUUAAUGAAUGAAAUUGACUGUUAGAAAACAAAUUCUUUUUCUGGUAAUUUAAGGCAUUUUUAGCAUUAUAUUUUUAUUCAUGUCUCAUUGUAUAUAAAUAUAACUUUUACAUUAUUAAUACUGACACUAAAAACAAUGAAAAAAAAAAAGUUGAGAUUUAACAUUGAAUGAAUGCAGUCUAACACAUGGUGAGCCAGUACUACAAUAGCACAUCAUUGAUUACAUUAAGUUUUAUCUGCAAUCAAAAUUUGCUUAGACUUUAUCAGAGCAUGGCUGAAUGUGUCACCGUUAGUCUUUGGAGUUGAAAUCAAAGGGAAACGAUUCUCUAACUGAAUUAUUCCAUUGCUGAAGUGUAAUUGUGCUUUUUUUAACUUUUAUUUUACUUGAAAAAGAAAAUGUUUGAUACACCGUGUGGAAAAAAAGUGUUAUAUAAAAAAAGAGAGAAAAACCACAUACAUCUCAGAUACAACAUUUCAGCUACGUUUUAAUUUUAUAUUUGUGUUAGUCUUUGUCUGCCGAAGAAGUCUUCUUGCCAAC